This is a messenger RNA of Pelagomonas calceolata, 859 nucleotides long. The record is from the annotation of a GenBank genome assembly. Lineage: Eukaryota; Pelagophyceae; Pelagomonadales; Pelagomonadaceae.
AUGGACGACGAGCGCCAAUCCCGCAAGCUGCGCCAGCUCCAAGCCGAGAUGAUCGCGCUGGCCAACGACCGAGAAAAGGCGACGUCGGCCGACGAAUGCCGCGCCAUCGACGCGAAGCUGCGCGCGCUCGCCGAGCGGGGCGCGGCGAUGAAGCACGUCAAAAUGUCUCCGGAGGAGAAGCCCUGCGCCGCGUGCAAAAGGCCGACGGCCCGGACGGUCGUCUCGGAAGGCCGGGCGCACCGGUUCUGUUCGGUCGAGUGCGCGUCUUCCCGCGUCCGAAUCAAGGCGUGUCGCCUCGAUGGCGUCGAGGUGGACGUAUCGUUUUGACGCCGUCGGAGAGUGAGAGACACGGUUGCGUUGUGCUGAUGCGCGUCGAUGGCGUACUGGUGUUGUACUGAUGCGGUGGAGUACGCCGUCGGUACCCGCCAGUACGCCAUCGACGGAUGGAAGCUCGCGAGCGGGGGCGGGUCGGAACAAGAGUACGCGCGACGCAGGCCAGCGCCGCGGCUGGAGCCAGACGGACGGGAGCGCGGGCGAGGCGCCGCCGCCGCCGCGGAAGCCGAUCGGCGCGCUCACGCUCGACGCGAAGAAGGACGAACAAGAGGACCGCGACACGAUCGUGGCCUGCGGCGCGGCGCGGCGGCGGCGGCAGCGACGGCCCGACGUCGUGCUCGACUCGACGCCGCGGCGGGUCGCGCCGCCGCCGGACGGGACUUUGCGCGUGGCGGGCGCGCCGCAGAAGCUCCUGCCCGCGCCGCCGCCGCCGCCCGAGGCGUUGCUGGACGGGUUCGAGAGCGACGAGGUCGUCGAGGACUCCCGGACCGGUGGUGGUGGCGGGUGGGGGCGGGGGUUUCUGUGA